UCGUAAACAUGACCGGCUGCGGGUUACAUCACGAGGUUUUCACGGCAAACUUGAAAAACGAUGAAAUCAUCGGCCACCAAGUGGUCGUGAUUCGCGGAACGGUUACCGGCGGUAUUUGCGAUGCGGGACGCGGAGAAGUGCUGGACACAGAGACAGGUAUACGGCGAGAUUUUCAGCUGACAAAGGGGAACGUGUUCAAAGUGCUAUGGAGUCUGAGGGCCGGGACUAAUCGAAUACGGAUCAAUUACUGCACAGCGACCGUGAAUUUCAAUUUAAUUUACCACGAGACUGCAAAUCAAUACCGCGUCCAACCGCUCUACAUUGUUUGCCAAGGCCACGACGGCCAUUUCAACGAGGAAUCAGGUAAAAGUAACAGUCCCGAGGAGGCUUGCAAAAAGAUUGUUUUGGGGCUGAAACUGGUCCAGUGUCUGUACGCCGAGAAACUCCUUGAGCACGACCAAAGUCGCAAGACCUUUACACUCAUCGAAAACUGCCAUAUCUUCCGAAGUAAAUUAAGUGCCGAGGCUGCCAAGAAGUUAGACGAAAACGCACUGUGGAAUGAGUUUGCCCGUGAACUCCUCAACUCUGAGUUCGGUGAGGACGAGAAGUUGAAAUUCGUGGCCUUCAUUGGGUGCACCGAAUACGAGGAGAUCGCAGACGGGGACUAUUCCUACGAGAAUAUUAAAAGACACACGAAAGCGCAGGCCAACUUGGGAGGAGGCGGAUUGGCUCUGUUCGGAUCUGGGUACCUUUACUGCUGGCCCAGCGAGUUCGACGAUAUUCUUCCUUAUUUCGAGAACUCCAAGCGAAUCGACUUGAAGAACUUCUUAGACGACAGCAACUACAGAAGAACUUACGGCGGAUGUUACGCGACCACAAUCGGUGCAGUCUGCCACGAACUAGGUCACAUUUUCGAUUUGGGUCACACCGAGGAAGGGAUUAUGGGCAAUGGCUUCGACUACGUCAAUUUAGUUUUCACCAGUAAGCACUUAACCGAAGAUCUUCCGAACAGAAUCAUCGACAGCACAAACCAAAAGGAUCGAAGGCUAACCGCUAUCAAACGACCAGGAAAAUUCCUUCAAAAAUAUCACGAGCAGAAAACCGGCGACUCGACCUUUUUCACUCGAAACUGUGCCAUAAUCUUGUCCCUUCAUCGUUGGAUAAACCCCGAAAACUCACUAUACUCCGAGACUGAUACUAUCGAACUUAGCGAAUACCCACUUUCCGUUAGUUGCACGUCAUCUCACCUGCGUCUGAUUGAAAUUCGCGACAAACAAAGUAACCUUGUCGUUGACUAUCAAGAGCUUGGCGUGUCAUCAGCCGCGGCCGGUGAACUUCGUUCCGUAAACCUAUCCAACCGGCUGGAUCCCAGUCGGCAUAGUUUAUUCGUGAUAACAUCGAACGGAUCAAGCAAGUUUUUCGCCUAGUCCAAACUGGGCUGAUAGUGGGAGGUCGGUAGUAGA
Hermetia illucens (black soldier fly) is the source of this 1463-nucleotide messenger RNA. RefSeq lists its product as uncharacterized. The transcript has a single exon. NCBI's taxonomy places the organism in Eukaryota, Metazoa, Arthropoda, Insecta, Diptera, Stratiomyidae. The record is from RefSeq and is a predicted model, not a curated record. The coding region runs from base 9 to 1427 and encodes 472 amino acids.